AUGGAAUUCCCGUUAGUGACUAAUCGGAUUGAUGACACACACGAUAUUGAUGCCAUUCAGCAGGCACUCAUUGAACCAGAAGAUCAGCACCAACGCCAACAAAAACUUAUCGAAGGGCAAACUGAUGCGAGCAGGUCGCAAUGUGGAACAGUUUCAAGUCGCGCUUAUGCAAAUAGCACCGACACGGAAGAGACAAAUCACCAGAUCAAGUCAAAUCAUCAGCUACUAAUUGAGUUGUAUGAUUUGGAUUUACACGUGAACGAAGGUGAAUGGUGCGAAACAGCUCGGUGGAUCAAAUAUGAAGAAGAUGUGGAGGGCGUCGGUCAUCAUUGGGGUCAACCACAUGUUGCAUUUCUAUCGUUCCAUUCGUUGCUCCUGUUGAGGAGGUGUUUUUUGAAAGGAAUUUUAUUGCUUGAUACGGACGCGAAUUGUUUUGCUGAGAUAUGCGACCAAAUCGGUUGUGCAAUGAUAACACAAGGCAUUCAAAGUGGUUACAUAAAGAAUGCGUUACGAGUGCUACAAUUAAAGCACCUGCGUCCGCAUCAUUCAACUAAUUUAUCGCGAAUCUCAACAGCCGCAAAUGCGAUUUUCGAACGACAUUCGAACGCAGUUAAGCAGCACCUUACGUCGUCGUUAUCGGCCACACCAAUCUUCGAGAACUAUUGGCGCUCAAAGAAGGGCGCUGCAUCCACUGUUCAUGCAAGCUCUCGCGACAUUCAUUCUUCACUCCAUUUGGAUGAGGAUAUCGAUGAGCAUGAAGUGAUAACAGAAGGAGAAGAACACGAUUAUGUGGGGAAUCAACGAACAAACAAUGCCGUCGAGAAGCCUCUUUUGAAGCAAUCAAGGUUUGAGCCUGAAAUUGAUCGAAAUCCCAUCGCAAUUCACCUUUUCAAACCGAAAUCAUGGGUUAAACUUCUCUCAACCGAUAGAUCAUAUUCAGAUGGAAGAAGUUCACUGCCUCGUAAAGCAGCAAUAAUUGAUGACUUAGAAAGCGCACAGGUAUUUGCUGGUAUCGUUCCCCAACUGGAUCGUCCGUGUUUCGUAAUGAUUCGUUUACGCAAUGCAGUUGCAAUGCCGGAUUUGAAUACAGCAGCCACUUUAGUACGUUUUAUUUUUGUGAUCCUAGGACCAUCAAUAUCGGACGUCAGCUACUAUGAAAUGGGUAGAUCGAUCUCAACUCUGAUUGCCGACAAAGGGAUCGACGAAUUUCUAAAUGAUUCCGUGGUGAUACCACCUGGCGAAGUGGAUAAUAAACGAUUGUUGUCUGGAGAUGAAAUCAAAAAAGCGUUGAGGAAACGAAUUAAACGAAAAAAUAUGGAAAAUGAACUUGUGGCAGCUCAGAAAGAACAGUUUACUCCAAAGAACGGUUAUGGCCAAAUAAGGACGAAAAAUGACGGUAGUUCAGGCAGCAAAUUGCCCUUCUUCAGUGGUAUGGUGAACGACGUUUCGAAACGACUACCUUAUUACUGGUCAGAUUUCCGCGAUGCCUUUCAAUUUCAGUGCCUCACCAGCAUUGUGUUCAUGUUUUUGGCCAGCUUUGCUCCAGCUAUCACGUUCGGUGGUCUUUUGGGGAAAUACACGAACGAGAAAAUGGGUACAAUGGAAACAUUACUUGCUCAAAGCAUAUGCGGGAUAAUAUGGGGUCUGUUUGCUGCUCAGCCAUUGCUCAUAAUGAGUGCCACAGGACCUGUUCUCAUUUUUGAAGCUAGUUUAUAUAAAUUUUGUGUCGGCCUUUCAGUUGAUUUUAUGACCGUUCGACUGUAUGCUGGAAUGUGGUUAAUGGUGAUCGCACUCGUCGUGGUCGCGUUGGACGGGUCUCGAUUACUUGUUUAUGUGACUCGUUUCACUGAGGAGAUAUUCGCAUCACUCAUUUCAGCGAUAUUCAUCGCUGAAAGUCUUCAUUUUGCUUAUCAGAAUAUGGAAAGAAUAUUCGCCUCUAUAAGUCAUAUAAGUCGUUUAAUUUUACAGACAUUUGUCGAGAAUCCAGUUGAGGAUUACAAGUAUUAUUAUAAUACGCAUGCGCUUUGCGACGAUAAUCGGUCAUUGUUGUUGAUGGAGACCAAUAGUACUAUAAAUAAUUAUUCGAUGCAGAGUCUGACAUCAUCAGAUGUGAAUAUUCCAAGAAGAUCAUGCAAUGAUGCUGAACCAAAUACAGCACUUCUAACUGCUAUUAUACUGUUUUCAACAUUCAUUCUUGCCUACGCAUUUCGACGACUUCGACAAAGCUUCUAUUUGGGUCGAACGCUUCGACACGCAAUCGGUGAUUUUGGUGUGUUAAUCGCUAUCGUAACGGUCACAUCAUUCGCACACAUUCUCACCCCACAUCCGUAUUUAGCGCGACUCGAUAUGCCGGAUCACAUUAAUUUUACGAAUCUAUACGCUCGAGGGCAUGGCUUACUCAUUUCUGCAUACGUACCUCCAACGCAGUGGUGGGCCAUAUUGAUGGCACUUGUCGCAGCUAUGCUUGUUUUUAUUCUAUUAUUUGUGGAAACCGAAAUAACUGAAUUACUUCUUUCACGUCGCGAUCGUGGUCUUAUGAAGGGAAAUGGUAUGCACUGGGAUUUGAUCCUGGUGGCCAUUUGCACGUUAAUUUGCAGUCUCUUCGGCUUGCCGUGGAUGUGUGCUGCAACUGUACAGUCAUUGGCUCAUUGUGGCUCACUGACAGUCAUGAAAAAAGCAGCACCUGGUGAACGAGCAGAAGUGGAUCAUGUAAUCGAACAACGUUUAACAACGAUUGGUGUAUCCGUAUUGGUCGGUCUUAUAACAUUAGCCGGAUCAUAUCUUCGAUUACCAUUAGCUGCACUCUUUGGAGUGUUUUUGUAUUUGGGUGUUAUGAAUCUGUCCGGUAUGCAACUCAUCCAACGAAUCGUUCUGCUUUUCAUUCCAUCAAAAUAUUUUCCGGAUACGUCCUACACACAAAUGGUGGGUGUUAGUCGAAUGCAUUUGUAUACGGCAAUACAAGUCGGUUGUCUAAUUAUUGUUUAUACUGUAAAGUAUUUCAAACAAACUGCACUAGCAUUUCCAUUCGUUUUGAUGCUCUUCAUUCUAUUCCGACAAUGCGUUUUAACGAAAACGUUCACUGAAGUUGAACUGAAGGCGCUGGAUGGCGAAGAAGAGCCAGAAGAUGACGAAUGGAUAGAAAAAGAUUUUUAUGAUACUGCACCCAUGCCAGUCUAA
Molecule: messenger RNA, 3177 nt
Organism: Anisakis simplex (herring worm)
Lineage: Eukaryota; Metazoa; Nematoda; Chromadorea; Rhabditida; Anisakidae
Source: the annotation of a GenBank genome assembly